Molecule: messenger RNA, 1128 nt
Organism: Ilyonectria robusta
Lineage: Eukaryota; Fungi; Ascomycota; Sordariomycetes; Hypocreales; Nectriaceae
Exons: 1
Coding region: 1-1128 (375 amino acids)
Source: RefSeq, a predicted model, not a curated record
AUGAGUGAGACCCCCUCUCAGCCGACAACCACUCCCGCCCGCCGCCGGCAGGGCCGUGGCAACGGUCGUCCUGCAGCCCAAAAGGCCUACGCUUCCGAGAAUGACGUUAUCAACGUCGACCCGUCUCGUUACGACCGCACUCCGCGAACACCCCAGAAGCCUGGUGUCGACUCUCCCGCGCCUCACACCAACAACGUCAACUCCAAGCAGCGAUCUCGAAACAAGCCCCGGGCCCCCAAGAACGUCCCGACUUCCCCAGAGUCGGGUCGCCCCGGCCGUCAUACCCCACCUCACCAGUCUUCCUCCAUGAAGUCGGCAACUGUCCCAGCAUUUGCUGGAGCCACCUUCCACGCCUCGCCGGCGCCAUCUGCCCUGCCUCUUCCUAGUUUCGUCACCAAACCUUCCACCGACUCUCCUAGCGUCAAGCCAUCCCGCGAAAUUCUCCAGGAGCCUUCGCCUCCUACCGACUCUGAGGCGCCGACGCCUUCGCAUCAUGCAUCAAUGCCAUCAGUCCACGAAUCUCCUCUUGAUUUCAUGUUCCGCGCCCACCGCCAAGAGAAAGAGCAACAGCGCCGCGACAGCCCCGCCAACUUCAGACCCUCGGCUCUCGCAUCUGAUUCUCCAUCCUCUCGAUCGCCCUUUGAAUCUGGCAGUUUCCCCAAAGCGUCAAACCUCCCCCAAUCAGCUCACUCCCAGUCGAGAUUCCAGUCUGGAAUCGGCAGCGCUGAGUUGGAUGGAACACCUGGCCGCACGCUAGGUCCAGCAUUCUCUACACCAUACCAAGAUCGCAUCAAGGCCGCUCGAUCAGGCACUGCUCGAUCGCCUGCUGCACAGCAGCUUCCACGACAAUCCUCUGCCCCGGAGCCGGGCGAGGACCCCACCGAGGCUCUCAAGAAGUUCUUGUUUAGCGGACCUUCUGUGUCCGCAUCCAACUCUGCAUCCGACGGAUUCUCUCCUGUCCGGCCUUCCCACACACAGGCCAACAACGUUCCCACUAUGCCCAACGCAAAUGGCGCCCACGAAGGCCGCUCUAAUAACCUCCAAGCAAUGGAGGAUGAUCUUCGACGAAUUCUCAAGUUAGAUCUAUCCGCUGGACCUGCCAAUGCUCAGCGACGUCUCUUUUCUUAG